AUGGCACAAUUACCUCCGAAAAUACCCAACAUGACUCAAAAUUGGCCAUCUUUUCCUCAUCAAACAAUGCCCACAAAGGCAAACUUCAUUUCCACCGCCACCGCCAUUGUGAAUGAUUCUAACAAUCGAAACCACCAGCCCUCAUGGGUUGACGAGUUCCUCGAAUUCUCGUCGGCACGUCGUGGGGCACGCCGUCGUUCCAUAAGCGACUCGAUAGCCUUCCUCGAGCAACCAUUAGAGGAAGAAUGUGGGGAUGAGUCAAGAGCCAUGAUGACAGAAACAAAUGUGUUUGAUCGCCUGGAUGAUGAGCAGCUCAUGUCCAUGUUCUCGGACGACGUCGUCGUGACCGUGCCGGCGCCAACGGUACCUUCAUCCAACCCUUCAACGCCGACGUCUGAUCAAAAUAGCAACAAUGAUGAGAAGCCAGUUCCAUCCUUGGAUCUGCAACAGCCAAAAACUGAACCAGGAGAGGUAGAGAGCUCUUGUGAAUUACCUGAACCACAACCUCCAACGACCUCCAAUGGCGAUCCAAUCAUUGAUCCAAAGAGGGUUAAGAGAAUUCUGGCAAACCGGCAAUCAGCUCAAAAAUCAAGAGUGAGAAAGCUGCAAUAUGUUUCAGAACUUGAAAGGAGCGUAACAACAUUACAGACUGAAGUAUCAGCAUUAUCACCAAGGGUUGCAUUUUUGGAUCAUCAAAGAUUGAUUCUCAAUGUUGACAAUAGUGCUUUAAAGCAAAGGAUUGCUGCUUUGGCUCAAGACAAGAUUUUCAAAGAUGCUCAUCAAGAAGCACUGAAGAAGGAAAUUGAGAGACUAAGACAAGUAUAUCAACAACAACAAAGCCUCAAGAAAAUUAGCACUAGCACCACCACCAUCAAUAACAACCACCAUGCACCAAUGCAACAACAACAACAGUAG
This is a messenger RNA of Durio zibethinus, 915 nucleotides long. RefSeq names its product basic leucine zipper 34-like. Gene Ontology annotation, biological process: positive regulation of DNA-templated transcription. Lineage: Eukaryota; Viridiplantae; Streptophyta; Magnoliopsida; Malvales; Malvaceae. Gene Ontology annotation, molecular function: DNA-binding transcription factor activity; DNA binding. Gene Ontology annotation, cellular component: nucleus. The record is from RefSeq and is a predicted model, not a curated record.